Messenger RNA from Anneissia japonica, 1536 nucleotides. RefSeq lists its product as uncharacterized. The transcript has a single exon. The coding region runs from base 1 to 1536 and encodes 511 amino acids. Lineage: Eukaryota; Metazoa; Echinodermata; Crinoidea; Comatulida; Comatulidae. The record is from RefSeq and is a predicted model, not a curated record.
AUGCAAGAUCUUCUCAACACUACUACAUACAAACCUGUUAAAAGAGACCCAACGCCAGCAAUUGAAAGAAAAACUGCCAGCAAACUGCUUGAACUUCAUCGAUCCAAGUUGCUUUCGAAAUCGCUAUACCACCAACUUCUGCCAUCGGCAUCAGUCUGUCCAACUCUCUUCGGCCAACCAAAGAUUCACAAGACGGAAAUCCCACUCAGACCUAUUGUUUCAUCCAGGGGCUGGCCUACAUACCACCUUGCAAGGCAUCUGGCCACCUUACUUAAUCCACUAAUUGGUAACACCGGACAUCACGUCGUCAACUCUAAACACUUCACUGAUAUCAUUAGGGAACUUGAGCUGGAACCUCCUGACAUACUUGUUAGUUUCGAUGUAGAAUCACUCUUCACCAGCGUUCCGGUUGAUCAGGCAUGUAUCUUAGCCAAACACAAGCUAGAGCAAGACUCAACCCUUCAAGAGAGAACAUCGCUAACUCCACAAGACAUAUAUGGUCUCCUAUACCAUUGUCUUUCAUCCACAACUUUCAGAUGGCGCACAGAAUUCUACAAACAAACGCAAGGUGCUGCCAUGGGUUCUCCACUGUCACCGGUCAUCGCCAAUUUAUUUAUGGAAGAAUUUGAACGGAUUGCCCUCUACACGUCAGAACACCGACCAAAGUUAUGGCUUCGAUAUGUUGACGACACAUUUGUGAUCUGGCCACAUAACCGGGAACUUCUGGGGGAAUUCCUAUGUCAUCUUAAUGCACAACACAGCACCAUCGCCUUCACCAUGGAAACUGAAUCAGAUAGAUCUAUCCCGUUUUUAGAUGUACACGUAACCAGAACCACUAAUAACUUGCUAUCACACAAGGUAUACCGGAAACCUACGCACACUGAUCGUUAUCUUAACCAACGGUCUUUUCAUCACCCGGCAACCAAACAAUCCGUAUGCAACACCCUUAUUAGAAGAGCCCACUCGAUCGGCGACAAAUCAAGCCUCGAAAAAGAACUACAACACAUCAGAUCUACUCUUGCCCUGAACGGAUAUCGCCAUUAUAAGUUCAACACGAACCCACCAACCACCAGACCAGUUCAACCAGAACCAUUUAAGACAGUAGCCUUGCCUUAUAUAGGCCCCACCUCACAUCAAAUUCAGCGCAUUCUGAACUCGGCCAACAUCAGAGUUUACCACAGUGCACCCAAUAAACUUCAGGGGAUACUUCACACACACAAGGAUAAGCCAUCUCACAAUAAUCGUCCAGGGGUAUACAAGAUCCCGUGUGAAUGUGGUAAGGUUUACAUCGGAGAGACUGAUAGAGACCUCAACACCAGACUCAAAGAACAUCAAGGUCAUGGAAGACGAGGCGAAUACCAGAAGUCAUCCAUCAUUCUCUAUUCAUACAAGGAAAAUCAUCAAAUCCAUUGGAAAGACUCAAAGCUAAUCGCUCCCGUUCUAAAUUGGCACUCAAGACGCACAAGGGAAGCACUGGAGAUAUACAAGCAUAACACAGUUCCACAAGAUAUUGGAUUCGUCAUGAGUGAUAUAUAG